Molecule: messenger RNA, 6145 nt
Organism: Corythoichthys intestinalis (scribbled pipefish)
Lineage: Eukaryota; Metazoa; Chordata; Actinopteri; Syngnathiformes; Syngnathidae
Product: rho guanine nucleotide exchange factor 28
Exons: 39
Coding region: 226-5574 (1782 amino acids)
Biological process (GO): regulation of Rho protein signal transduction
Molecular function (GO): guanyl-nucleotide exchange factor activity
Source: RefSeq, a predicted model, not a curated record
CAAACUCAACCUCCGUCGCUAGUUUGAGGAGGAUGCUCGGGUCCGUGUAUGAUAUCGGCGCCACUCCCACUUUAAAUAGUACCCACGUCGAAUGUAUUUGUAAUUAUUCACACCGCUUCAUGGAAUACAAGCGGAGAAAUAAUGGAACUCUACUUCGCCUGCCAGUUGAACUGUCUGUCGUCGUGGGAUUUUUAGUCUCCUGCCCGCCAAGCAGGUGCAGGAAAGAUGGAGCUAAGCAGAAGGAAAGUGCCUCUUUAUGGUCAGGCAAAGGUGUUUGCAUUAUUGGAUGGGGUGGAUUCCAUGCUGGAUGAUGCCGAAGUUUUUAUUGUCCUAGAAGGAUCCACACUGGUACAUGUCACAAGUGCUCAGAUGGAUGUCAUGCUCUGCUUCAUAGUACCUGGGCAUAACCUCUCUGAAGUGGUGUCUGUGCAGGCCUACUUAUGCUCCAAAACCACACCUCCCACAUGGGUGGGUGGCGCAAUGUUGGAGUAUGUCCAAGAUGAUGCGCAGGACCUGGCAGAGUACCUGGUCACCCAUGGAAAUGAUUUGAGCUUCAUGGAUCACAAAGAGCUGAGCAGUCUCUUCAACCUGGGCCAUCAGAGCUCACGCUGGGCUAUGGAUCGAAACAUAGCCCUCGCUAUGGCCAACCUGGAUAUCCCUCCAAACUGGAAUGUUCUUGGGUGUGCCAGCAGAGAUGAUCACAGCCCCAAGGAGUCUUUGCUCCACCUGGCUGUGCGAUGGGGUCUGUGUCGAUUGGCUGAGCUGCUGCUCUGUCAGCCUGGUGGCCUGAUGGCUAUCAGUCUUCCAAACAAGGAGGGAGUCACGCCACUGCAGCUGGCACACUCAUCAGGCAACAGAGAACUGCUGGAGCUCCUCAUGCACCCACCCAACCCUUUAGCCACACCUCCUGCAGGACUAUCGCAGGUGUGGGCUGACCGCUCCCGAUUAUUGAGGUACUGUCACGACACAGGGAAUCUGACACUGACCAUCAGACAAAAUCUGAAGUGGAGCUCAGAAGAGAGCAGGCAUGCUGAUAUUCAAUUGCUCAGAAACAGACUAAGAAAUGAGUGCUUCCUCAGAGAGAUUAAAGCGCUAAGAAAGGAACGAAGAGAGACUAUUUUCGGCAAAGAGCAACUGGUGGAUGAUCCUGCAGAAACCGGACUUUUCCCUGAUAUGAGUGGAAAUAAUCUGGCUGCAGACGAUAAUGGCUACGAGGAACCGCUGAUGUUUUGCCUCAAUCCAGAGGACCAAGAGGACGACGAGCACUCUGACUCUGAAAAAAGCCAGUCCAUAGGCCAGAGCCAAGCCUCGUCACCGACUCUCGCUGCUGCUGCCAGGCUGUCAGCGAUGAUCCACGGGAAAGACAGAGUAUAUGCCAACGCGAUGGUGGUGGACCAGGUGGAUGAUGUUGAUAUUAAAUAUCGCUCUCGCCCAGCGCCUGAUGUUGGCAGCUCUUGCUGGGACCCUUUCACCAUGACACCGUUUGACACAAGCUCCUGUUCCAAAAAUCGCCCGUCCACACCGCAAAAUAGCAAGAGGGCUAUCCGAAGCCCAGUCCCAGAGAAUUCCGUCGUCUCUCCGGCUUCCCCCUUAGCUUCCCCCCCAUCUUUCCCGUCCUCCCCCCUGGCUUCCGCCUUCCGUUUGUUUGAAGGAGGACAGAAGCGACAACCGCAAACCAGACUUCCAGUCUCUCCCGGUAGAGAAUGCAACUUGCCAGCGACGACCCGUGGACUGAGCCCUAGCCUUGAGUGUGACAGUGGGGAAGAGGACAUACUCGGCCAUUCUUACCCCUGCACUGCUUCAAGGCUGCAGUCCAGCUCCCCAGACCUUAACCACUCUCACUCCAACAGCACAAAAAAACCCACUCAGAACCCAGAAGAAGGCGAGAUUCGACUGCGCUCGUACUCCUACUCCUCCCCCAAGGCGAAGCCCUCACGCCCCUUGCUAAACAGAGACGCAACCAUCACUGAUCUAGCGGAAGAUGGCGCAUUCAGCAGCGGUGGUCGUUCUCUACUUCAGGCUUUAUCUCUCUCUAAAUCACUCUCUCGACUCAACCAAGUUAAACAGAGUGUGCUGAACCUGACUGAGACUUCCAAAGAAAAAAGGAUUGAGGAUGAAGAGUGGGACAAAUACAUUAUUCCAUCCAAAGUGGAGUCAGAGAAGUACAAAGUGAGCCGGACCUUCAGUUUCCUCAAGAGCAGGAUGUCAAGCACGCGCAACAAAACCAAGGUUAAGGACGGGAAGGACAAGAGCGGAGCUGUGAAUGGGCACCAGUUCGUUCCUGCAUCUCCGUCUGGUCCUUUUGUCUGUGUGGCCUGUGAUAAGCCUGUUUCUGGAAAGGAGCUGCUGCAGUGCUCCAACUGUUUUUUGAACAUCCACAAGAACUGUCGAGACUCCGUUGCACCAUGCGGAAAGAAGCUGCACGAGAAGAAUGCAUUGAUGUUGAAAAGCAAAACAUUGUCUCUCCCACAGAGUUAUGUGAAAGACAACUCUUCCUGUUCUCCUGUUGCCUCCACGUCAGUUUCCUCUUCUUCAUCACUUAUAACAAUGACCAAAGAAAAGCGAGAAACACACACCCCUCUCUCCAAAAGCCUCUCUGUUUCUUUGGAGAGCAGACGGCUGAGUGACACAGCAGGAAUGGAGGUGGAUUCUAUUUCUGCAAAUAACACCUCACCGUCUGACGAGGGUACCCCAAUUACAGCGACUCCUACUUCAGCUGACCCACCAAUCAUCUCACAGGAUGAUGUUGAAGCCCCUCUACUGAGUGAUCUGUCAGCCAACCUGCUGGGACUUGAUGCUGAGUCAUGGAGUCUUGCGGUCAGUCCAGACUUCUGCAGGCAGCACGACAGACGCGUCAUCAAACGCCAGGAUGUCAUUUAUGAACUAAUGCAGACAGAGCUGCACCACAUCCAGGCUUUGACAGUCAUGUCAGAAGUGUUCAGACGAGGCAUGCUGGAGGAGCUGCAGCUGGACUGGGAGUGUGUGGCCAGAAUCUUUCCAUGCUUGGAUUCCUUGCUGCUCUUUCAUAGGAACCUCUUUGGAUCGCUGCAGGAGUGCAGACAAGCUUCUACGCAACCUGAGAAUCAGAGAAAUUAUCUCAUACAUCAGAUUGGUGACAUCCUGCUUCAGCAGUUCUCAGAUGAAAAUGCUGAGAAUAUGAAGCAAGUAUAUGGAGAUUUCUGCAGCCACCACAUGGAAGCUGUCAACGUAUUCAAAGAGCUCCAGCAACAGAAUAAGAAACUGCAGAAUUUUGUCAAACAACAGAACAAUAACUCACUAGUCAGGAGAAGAGGGAUUCCAGAGUUCAUCCUUUUAGUCACCCAGCGCAUCACCAAAUACCCUGUCUUGUUGGAGAGGAUAUUACAUUACACUCAAGAAGGCAGUCAAGAACACUCAGACUUGUCAAGUGCUCUGGCUCAGAUACGUGAUAUUAUCGCGGCAGUGGACCUGACUGUGAGUGAGUACGAGAGAUCUCAGGAGCUGCAGGAAGUGCUCACCCGGUUGGAGAAUAAGAGUUUUGCCAAACUAAAGAGUGGCAAGGAGGUUCGCAAGCAGGAUCUGCACGGCAAACACAGAAAUCUACAGCACAAGGGAUUGCUUUACUGGAAGACUGCUACUGGCCGCCUAAAAGAUACACUGGCCCUCUUGCUUACAGAUGUUCUGGUGUUCCUGCAAGAGAAAGAUCAACGCUUUGUAUUUGCGGCUGUGGACCAGAAGCCUCCUGUGAUCCCACUGCAGAAGCUCAUCGUUAGAGAAGUAGCCAAUGAGGAACGAGGGUUGUUCCUCAUCUCUGCUUCUUCAGCUGGACCAGAGAUGUAUGAAGUUCACACCACCACCAAAGAAGAGAGAAAUGCCUGGAUGAAACAAAUACGACAGGCUGUCGAGAGUUGUCCAGUGAAGGAAGAGGAGGAGGAGCGCAGCGCCGAAUCAGCAGAGGCCAAGCGAGAAGCGGAAGCCAAGGUUCAAAAAAUCUCAAAGUUCCAAGAGACAUUGUUGAAUCGGGACCAGCGCAUCUGCAACAGCUUGGAAGAGAAGUUACAGUUAUAUGCUGAACUCACAGAUUUAACCCUACGCUCUCCAGAAGCCAUACCACAUCGCCACCUGCUGGUACAAGCAGACAUUGAUCGUGAGGCACCCAUACAGGCCUCAACGCUGCUCUCGGCCGCGCUCAGAGAAGCAGAGAACCUGAUUACCAUUCUACAGGUUCAUGAUGGAGUUCCUGUCCAAAGUGACAGCUCUCUUAUCUGUGGGCCUGAGUCCUGCAACUACAAUAGCCACGGUAGCAGCAUCCUUGAGUCUCCAUCAGAACCGGAUUAUCUGAGCACACUCAGUGUGAGCUCCAACUCUCUUGGAUCGGACAGUGAGGGGACAGGGAUGGAUGGAGUGUUGUGGACCUCUGCGGCUGAGCUGAAAAAAGCAGACACCAAAGAAACUCUGUUAAAGGUUGCAGAGAGUGUGCAGAGUCUGACUCAACUUCUUUACAGUCUACAGGCUACUGUGACCCUUCAGGACAGCUGUUUGGAGAUCCAGAAAAUUCUCCUUCAGGAAGGAGACAAAUCUCAGCUCAGGACCUUUGCCUCCCUCCAAAACAGCCUGGAGCAGGAGAAGCAGACUGGCAUUGAUAAGAAAAAAGAGGACGUUGAAAAGAAGGGUUCAGAGAAGAAGAAGGAAGACGUGGAUGAUGUGCAGAAACUUCAUUUGAAACUGAAACAAGACCAGCAGCGCUGGGAUAAGGAGUGUGCAGCCAAAGAAAAACAGCAGACAGAGCAGGAGAGUGCACUGGAGAAGCGUGAGCAGAAUUGCCUCAUGGAGGCAGAGCGGCUGCGUUGUGAGCGAGAGGAGCUCGAAACUCAGCUGCUGGAGUACCGCACCAGUAUGGAUAGACUUCGAGAGGGCCAGCAGAAUGUGGAUAGGGAGAAGGAGAAGCUUGAAGCCCAGCAGAGGCUCCUCCAGAGCUGGAGACACAACAGGCAGAGCAGUCUGCCUGUUACCAUACCACUGGAUGGAUACAAGGUGCCAAGUCACAGUCGCUCAGGCAGCCUGGACGGCACCUGCUGGACGUACGAGAAUGACGCUGCUCUACUGGCAUCACUUCAGAGGAACCAACCCCCGAACAAAAACCCACAGCAGUACCUACCCUCUGUCUCGCGGAGAAACAACGACGGCCUCCGGCAAGCCUCCAGCUACGGCACUGAUAUUAGCCUCAGCGCCAGCCUCUACAACAGCCUCAAUACCCUGCUCAGCCAAACCCACAGAAAACAAUCUCAGGAUGGUCUCACAUACCCUAAUUACAACAAGAACCAUGGCUUCGGCCAGUCAGCCAACACUUCUGUCAAUCCCUUCAGCAGCAGAGGAACUGUGCAGCCACAGAGCACCAGCAAGCACUUGAGUCCACAGUUGGAUCAACAUUCCGUGGAGGCCUGGAGGCCCGAGAUCCCCGGUCAAGACCUUUAUGAAAACACCUACUCUUCCUCCUCUCCCUCGCUCACGCCCCUCCUGCCCACGCAGUCCUACCUCUCUCUCGAAGGACAUCUCAGUGAGGACGGAGGCGAGGAGAACAUUGUUUACCUCUGAUGACUUUACAAAUAAGUGGGUGUUGUUACAUAUAUUUGAGUGUACUGGAUGUAAAUACAGUUGGGAAACUAAAUAAUCACGUGAGGGAAAAGUAUUGUGUGCCUUUAAAACUUCCUGGCAGCCAUCAGUGCUCUUCCAUGUUAACUCGUUGGCUGCCAUUGACAGUGAUAGAUGUUAAAUCCAUUUGAAGUGGGAAGGAUUGGACGUCUAUUAUCAAAAAGUGCUGGUGUUACUUUCCCGUAGCUCUUAAAGUAAGAUAUAUGGAGAAAAGCCAUUGCUCUCAUAAAGAGUGCUAUAUAAUGCCUUGUGAUCUUAAAUAAUAUUCUAUUUAUUAGGGAAUGUAAGCAUUUUGGGAAGAAUGGUAAUGACACGUUUGUAAAGAUUGUAUGUAUUGUAUCGUAUAGUUUAUUGAAAGGGCUACCUUUUCUCGCUAUCGUUUCUUGGAACAAUUUGGUAAUUUAUUGUAUGUAAACGGAUUCAUGCACUGUAUGUACACAUUGGUUUCAAUCGCUGUAAUCAUUCUUGUGAAUUGUUAAUUUUUGGGCUGCUUAUAAAGGUAUGAUUCAGAAAA